UCACUUCCGGUUCGGGUCAUCCCGUGAGGAGCGGCAGGCUGGCGCAGAGAGGACCGCUUUCAGUUCUGCAUUAUUCCUGCGUUCAGGAGGAACCGAGAGCAACAAUAUAAAGUAAUUUAGUUUGAGUUAUUUGUUGCGUCUUGUUUUUUUUGCUAUUUAAAACACGAGUUUGGCGCUUUCGCUUUGUUUGUUUUUCCAAUUUGCUCCGGUGAGAGGCGCUGCUUAGCCGCUCUCUCUCUCUCUCUCUCUCUCUCUCUCUCUCUCUCUCUCUCUCUCUCUCUCGCGUGUUAGCUCGCUAACUUCACCCCAGCCGUCGGUCCCUCUUCCCCCCGUCACUGACACGCAGACAUGCCGGAGUACCUGGACGACCCGUCCGUGCUCACCAAGGACAAGCUGAAGAGCGAGCUGCUGGCCCACAACGUGGAGCUGCCGAGCGGGAACCCGACCAAAGACGUGUUUGUCCAGCUGUAUCUGAAGAACCUGACCGCGCAGAAGAACCACCAUGACACCCCCGCGACCCUGGACGCCUUCUCCAGCGACGAGGAGCUCCCGCCGGUCGUGAUCACCAGCAGGAGUCGGUCCUCCGGAAGGAAAGCAACGAGGAAGACGGACAAAGUUCGGUCUGAAGAUCUGGAUGUGACCGAGCUGACUGACGAUAGUCUGAAGGACGAGCUGCUGAAGCACGGGGUUGACGCCGGGCCCAUCGUCGCGUCUACCCGCAAACUGUACGAGAGGAAGCUGCAGAAACUUCUGGACGGCGGCCCUGCUCAGCUGACUCAGCUGGUCGUCACAGAGAUCCAAGUCAACCACAACGGCAACUCUGAGUCUGACAUGUACAGCGACAAGGAGGACGAAGUGAUACCUGAGCCUGAACCUGAACCUGAACCUGAACCUGAACCAGUUCCAGUGGUGGAGCGACCGCUGAGGAGCCGAGGGAAGACGCCCAUCACAACCCGCACCUCCAGCAGCAAACGCCACGUGAGAGACCAGGUGGUGCUGAUGGAUGAGGAGGAGGAGGAAGAAUCUGUCCUGCGGGUGAAGCGCAGAUCCAGGAGGUUUUCUCAGAGAACGAUAGUGCCUGAGGAUCUCAGGCCGGCUCUGACAGAGCAGGUCCAGCUGCAGGCUAAAAGGAGGGUUUCUCAAAGACUGGACACUCCAGCUCGAGCUGAACCUCCCGCCGUCUCGCACAGGCCUGAGAAGGUGGCUCCGCCCACUAAGGAGGAAGAACGUCCGUCCAAACCGAGUAAGGAUUCUGCUCGCAAACCGGUCGUUCUGCUCGACACGGCGCUUCUGGAGGAGCCUGAACCGAGUACUGAACCUCUGAGACCAGCAGUGAGGUCGAGGAGCGUGCAUGAAGAGCAGAAUCCACUAGCGGCUGCUAAACCAUCCAGACCGUCCUCUCCCUCUCCUCUGGUUCACAUCCCCAGAAUGGACCCGCUCACCUUCAGCCCCAUGUGUAACAUCUCCCCAAUUAAGAAACGGGAGUCCUACUGGUCCCAGUCAGACCAGUUUGGAUCUAGACCCAGCAGAGGGGAGGAGCGAGCCCCCCCUGCAGACGUCCUCCUGCACAAACAGAAGCAGCAGAAAAUCUCCAGCUUCCUGUCGUCCUGCGGCGACGUGCGGACGCUCGGCUCAGUGUCCACUCCGUCCCGGGACGUGUCAGUGAGACAGGUGGAGAAGAUUGCAGCCAGCGAGCAGCCGCCCCCGAAGGUGGAGGAGGACGAGGUCCUGAAGGAGCUGUUCCCCAACGACAUCGCCAGUCCAACAGGAAUCUCCGCCACCUGCAGACGACCAAUCAGAGGCGCAGCCGGUCGCCCGGUGAAGUCCAGUGACCUGUGGAACAGUGAAAACAGCAUCUUCUCUCCAAAAACCACCAAAACCAGCAGCUCCUCCUCCUUCUACACAGAGAGCAACAUCGUCCACAGGGUCUCCAGCCUGCCCCUCUCUAACUCCUCCUCCGCCAUCCCUUCUUACUCCUCCUCCGCCAUCCCUUCUUACUCCUCCUCCGCCAUCCCUUCUUACUCCUCCGCCAUCCCUUCUUACUCCUCCUCCUCCUCAUCCUCCUCCUCCUCCUCCAGGCCUCUGUCUGCAGCGCCCCCUGCAGGUCAUAGCAAAGCCGCUCCUAGCAGGAUGUCCCUGUGGAAAAAGGUGCUCCUGCUGGCUGUUGUGGCCACGUUCCUGUUCCUGGUUUAUCAGGCCAUGGAGACCAACAGCAUCCCGCCGAUUAAAGCCCCCCCUGCAGAUGUGGCGAGCGACAGCGCGGCGUAGAGAGAACAGGAGGGGAGCUUCCAUUCUUUAUUUUUUCUUUAAGCGUGAAUCUUCAUGUAGCCGUUCUGUUCCCGGGCGCUGUGAAAUUACCUCCGACAUCUUUGCCCUCCAUGUUUUUUUAUUUUUUAUUCUCCCUCAUUUCCAAAAUCAGUGAAUCAGUGUUCAAAGAGUCGCAGCAGAACUGUUGGAGUGACACUCGGAUCUUUAUGGUGAACGUACAGAAACCUCAGACACAAACGGUAGCAUUCACAGAAACACGAGGACUCACUUUUUUUUUUUAGCAGGUAAUUUUUUUAUGCCAUACAUGCAUGGUGUGUGUUUCUAUCGAAUGUGUGUGUGCCUUACUGUCCGUCCCUGUCAGUCAUUAACAGCUGCAGACGGAGUUUGAACCUCUUGUUUCCUUUUGUACUUUGCUUUGACCGUCUCUGUUAAAGGGACAGACACUCGACUAUGUUAAGAAUCGAACACUCAUAAAUCUUCUUAAAGUGCUACACCGAUAUUUUCUUAAUGUCUUCUUCUAAUAAAAGUGAAAGUCUCUGUGUAUUCUACUUAAUUAUGUAUUCACUGUCACAAAUAUUGAAUAUCCAGUUAAUAAACUAUAACGUUGUUA
Labrus bergylta (ballan wrasse) is the source of this 2878-nucleotide messenger RNA. The record is from RefSeq and is a predicted model, not a curated record. NCBI's taxonomy places the organism in Eukaryota, Metazoa, Chordata, Actinopteri, Labriformes, Labridae.